AGACACGGAGCAGAGGUGGAGAUGGAUGGAAGUGAAACAUCACACAGUUCUGGGCUGAAUGACUUCUUACUGAGAAGCAGUGUGUCUUCUGGAUCACGAUCAAUGGAUGUGAUCAUUUACUUAAUUAAUGACGAGGUGAUACAACUUACAGUAGAUGGGCUUUCAGUCAUCACCGCACAUGAACUACACAAGUCCAUACGCGAGGCUCUGCAACUACCCGAAACUGCUCAGGAUGUCUUUGCUUUAUGGCUCAUCUCACCUCUCCUGGAGGUGCAAUUAAAACCAAAGCAUCAGCCAUACAAAGUUUGCAGACAGUGGCAUGAUCUCUUGGCUCGCUUCACAAACUGUUCUUCCAAUGACAUUCUCCAAGAUGAACCAUAUCUGCAGUUCCGAAGAAAUAUAUUCUUACCGAAAGCUCGGGAACUUCAGAUUUCUCAUGAACGUAUCUUGUAUCUUCUCUACGAGGAAGCAAAAUACAAUGUCCUGGAAGGGAGGUACCCAUGUGAUGUAGAGGACUGCGAGGUGUUGGGUGGCCUGGCCUGUAGGCUAGAGUUGGGGCCAUACAAUCAGAAUGAACACACCCCUGCUACUAUAAGACCCAAGCUAGAUACCUUGUUCCCUCCGUAUCUAUGCAAGAAGAGGAAUGGAGGCUUGCUAACCACUUUCAAAAACAGGGGAGGGCGCCAGGCAAGUUUUGAGCAGACUGUGCUGAAUACAUACAAAGAAGUGAAAGAAACCAGUGCAUGCACCGAUGAACAGGCCAUGAAGAACCACUACAAAGAAUAUCUGAAAAAAUGUCAUGAACUCCCAUACUAUGGAUGUGCCUUUUUUCAGGGAGACGUUGACAAGCCUGCUCAAGGAUUCCUGAACAGGAGUGGGCGGAAGGCUGUGUCAGUGUCUGUUAAUCUGGAGGGAGUGUCUGUUAUUGACAGAAAAGAAAAGCAUGUGCUAAUAAGUCUGACCUACCCCGAGUUAUCCUGGGAUCAUACGUACCCUGACGAGGAUGAGCAUAUCCUGUGGCUGGAGUUUGAUGGCGAAAGUGAAGGGACACCAGUGAACAAGCUGCUGAAAAUAUAUUCAAAGCAGGCAGAACUAAUGAGCGGACUAAUUGAAUACUGCAUAGAGCUCAGCCAGUCAACUGAGUCACCAGCCUCAGACUCCACACCUGGGAAUUCUCAACUUUCUGAGAAGCGAUCCAAACUGAAGAGACAAGAGAGCGUCCUUUGUAACCGCAUGAAACACCUCACCACUAUAGACUAUGUUGAAGAUGGUGCUAAAAUCACACGUGUGAAGCCCAAAAGAACGGCUUCAUUCUUUACUCGCCAAAAUACCCACAACUACUCAGCUGUGCAGCCGUCUGAAACGCCAACAGAAAGCUGACCCUUGUCAAGAAGAAUCCAGUGCUCAACCAAAGACACCAGAACUCACCAAUACGUUUCAAGGACAAUAUCGACGGACCAAGUAAAUCAAUCAAGUAGUCCUAAGUGGCAUUUCAGAACUCAUUCGGUCCUUGGUGACCGACCUUCCACUUUAUAGCCAAAUGAUGCAUUACUGUAUAUACUUGGCCUUGUUCUUAUAUCUUGUGGUGCCCAUUAGUAGAAAUGUAUGAUUGUUGGGAGAAACUAGAUACUUCCACUGGAUAUUGCUGUCCUGUUGGCAUAUAGCUCUAUAUGGCACAAAUGGUCUAUAUCAUAAAGGACACGCAUGAAGACAUGCUCUACAUGAUUAAGAAACUGAUGCAAUUAUUUAGUUCUACAAAAUCCGGAGCAAGCAUGUUCUUGGUUUAUCUCUUAUGCAAUUUACCAAAUACUCAUACUGAACUCUUUAAACCUUGCUAAAAACGAUGUACCAAGGAUACCCAACCUGCAAUCUAGCUAUUGAAUAGCAAUGCUUGUUUAGGAAACUGGUAGGUUACAGUUUGGAUGUCUACAUAAAACAAUAUUUAGUCAAAUUUACCCUACAUUUGCACUUUUUGGCACAUAGGAGAGUCCACCUAAUCAGUUUCUACUUAGCUUGAAUUUAUUUGUAUUGAGCUUAAAGGCCUUGAACUGGGGUUACACAGAUUUCUUAUAGCCAGCCAAGGAGAACUAAAGCUGAACUAAAGAAGUAGCUAGAAAUGUUGUACAUUAUGUUUUGGGUUUCUGUAUCAGCCAGAGGCAACCACAGCCCUUUAGCAGGGAAGAUCUGUGCCCCCAAAGAUGCCUCAGUAGCUCCCCAUCUUCUUUUCUGCUGAUUCACUGCACAUGCUCUGUGCUGCUGUCACUUACUGAAUUUAGGGACCCACAAUAUACAGUACACAUAGAAUAGAAAUGUCACAAUAUAAGGCUGAUUAGUAAUUAAUACAGAUAAUUACUACAUGGCAGCACAGAAACCAGUGCAAUUAGCAUCAGAAUUUAAUAAUCAGCCCUGUAGCAUCAGCUUAUAUUACAGACAAACCUCAUUUUCUGCUUGAUAAUUUGCAACGACCCCUAAGCUUAGUUUCUCAACAGCUGCUCAGAGCCCACUGAGCAUGUGAGUGUCAGACACUUUCCAAGAUGGUGACCCCCUGUGACAAGUUUGAAGUCCUGGAUCAUUUCUGCUAUUGAGAAGCUAAAACUUUAGGCUGGUGCAAUAAGUUGAGAAUAUAUUGGCUGUAUUAAUUUUUAGGGUUUAGUUUUCCUUUAACACUUAAUUCUUAAGACUUCAGUGACACCAAGAGGUACGACAAAUUGCAUUGGUUUAAUAUUUUAGCUGAGGGCCCUAACGAGAUGAUCUAAACAGAUUUGCGAUGAAGGCGCUGCUCCUAACUUGUCUACUUAUACCCUAUACAGGGAAGUAGUCAAAUUUUGUGAGUUAUCUGUGAGAUGGAUAGGAAGAUGGCAUCACAAUAUGACUGAUUCUCAGUAAAGCUGAAGGCUGCCCAGUGAUAUUGGUGAAUACUUAGAUUAAUUGUAUUAGACAUGGACAAACGUUUCCAGUUAUUAUAUAAGCCCAAUGGAACCACACAAUAUAUAAAUCUCUUGUCAAAAGAAAAAAAACAAAAAACAUUGUUUUGCUCAUAGAUCUGCAGAUACGGCAACAUCCGUUUCAUAUAGUCACUGCUUCCCUCAAGGGAAACCAAUUUGUACUGAUAAUCACAUUUAAACACACUCGGCUCACUUCCCAGUCAAUAGAGAUUGAUGGUUAUUAAUUUUUCCCAUGCAGAAACAUACUUGGGUUAUUUAUAAACAAAUUGGGAGCUGUCGUGUAUACCCUGUGAUUACUAGGUGGUUCUUUAUUAACCUACAGGUACUCGGUCAUACCUAGUUUUCAUGAUGAUAAUCUAUUCUGUACACAGCAGUGCUUAUUACCACCAGAGAUAACUUACCUUAAUCAGUGCAGUUAUCUAUAUCAACCCAUCAGCAAUUACCUUUGAUUGGUCUGCAAGCUUUUGCAAAGGUCUGGUUGCUAUGAGUUAUUGCACUGGUACAGUUUUUCACGUAUACUAAUGUUUGUCCCUAUAUUUACCUCUUAAUUAGCUGCAUAGUUUAAUGCACAUUAAAACUUUUAUAUAAAUGUUCCUAUUUUCUUCUACAAAUCUUGAGUGACCACUAUGAAAUUGUGAUCUCCACUGCUCCGUCCUUUGACUGCAGUCCCUAACAGGGUGUUUUUGUAAGAUUUGUGUGUUCUACGUUCUGUAAACACUUUGCUUUUCUAGUGCCUUUUCUGAAUAGAUUGUAUGUGCCUUCACAAAAUGCCUGUUGUUUAAAAUCGUAACAUCAAUAUUUAUAUUUUUAUACUACAUCCUUUGUACUAACAGCAUUUUGAACAAUAAAAGAGAAUUUGCUACAA
This is a messenger RNA of Xenopus laevis (African clawed frog), 3810 nucleotides long. RefSeq names its product FERM domain containing 8 L homeolog (gene frmd8.L). NCBI's taxonomy places the organism in Eukaryota, Metazoa, Chordata, Amphibia, Anura, Pipidae. The record is from RefSeq and is marked provisional. Gene Ontology annotation, biological process: negative regulation of canonical Wnt signaling pathway. Gene Ontology annotation, cellular component: plasma membrane; cytosol.